This is a messenger RNA of Mytilus trossulus (common blue mussel), 8218 nucleotides long. RefSeq lists its product as uncharacterized. Gene Ontology annotation, cellular component: plasma membrane. Gene Ontology annotation, molecular function: diacylglycerol O-acyltransferase activity. The coding region runs from base 351 to 3440 and encodes 1029 amino acids. The transcript is spliced from 7 exons. Lineage: Eukaryota; Metazoa; Mollusca; Bivalvia; Mytilida; Mytilidae. The record is from RefSeq and is a predicted model, not a curated record. Gene Ontology annotation, biological process: triglyceride biosynthetic process.
GGAAAGGGGAGGCAACUGGAAGAAAACAACAUCAGCAGCCUGCAGGUUGUGAAACUGAAAGGACUUUUAUUACUUCCUGAUCACCCAUAAGAGAAUACAUUACUUAAAAAUUGAUCUAAAAACUAUUAUCCAGAUAUAAACAGAACAACUGACACAAUGCUUGAACAGUGUGAUUAAAAUAAUGAUCAGAUAAUCAAUGUAUUGACCUGACCACCCCUCUGAUGCCAUAAUGGAACAGUCCAUUUGUUACAGCAACUUGCCUUAUGGAUAGAGCAUCAUCAAUGACAUAAACUAGAAGAUGUUACUGAUGAAAGCAAGGGCAGUCUGAUGGAAAAUAGGUAAAGAAAUAAAUGGACAAAGAGCGACCAUCAACAAUCAAUGACAGAAAUAGUAGUCGAAAAUCGUCCAUUUCAAAAUCUGCUAAUGAGAAAACUCGAGAUUCUAGUGACCGAUCAACAUCAAGAAACAGAAGUUCCUCUCUCGAUAGACGGAAAAAAUCUACUAGAAGGUCUGAAGAAGUUCAUGCUCAUAAGGACUCUGAUUCAACUUCAGAAUAUUAUAAUAAUGAAACAAAAGAUGAAAAUCGUAGACUCAGUCAGUCACAGGGUAGACCUGCAUCAAGGUAUGGGUCUACAGAAAAACUACUGCAGGGUCAGGAAUACAUGCAAACUAAAACAAAAAAGCAACAUUCAGAAGACAGAAGAAGAAAUUCACAGUCUGAAGACAGGAAAAGAAGUUCCAAACCAUCAGGAGGUGAUGAGGACAAAAAAAGUAGACAUAGCAGUGGAGGCAGUCGUAUUUCUUUCCAAAAAUUGCCAAAAAUCAGUGAUAAUGAUUCAGCAUCAAAAUAUGAAAUCUCUAAUGAGUAUCCUAUGUCUGAUAUGUCAAAUAACCCUCCUACUGACCAUCAGCAUGUACGAAUGGUUAAAAGCAAAUCUGAUGACAAUGCCUCAGCCCAUACAAUCAGUAAUAGCAAUUCUGGAAGACAUAACUCAAAAACAUCAUCAGAUGUCAAAAGGUCAAAAACGAUCGAAAGCUCCAUUCCCAAUCAAUUUAAUAAAAAUGAUUUUAGUAUGCCAAUGUUUUAUGGUGUGAAUUCUGAUCGAGGAAGACAAAAACUUCUGAAUAGCGAUCAUACAAUAAGUCUGUCAAAUGAAUCUGGGACUAGUAACGAUUUAUACAGUAAUGGGAGUAUGUCAGGCAUACCAGAUCAGAGUCGACAGUAUCUUUCAAUUGAUAUGGAAAGGUUAAAACAUCAGAAGAGUGAAGAAGAUUUAAGUAUAGCUACAUUAAGUGGAUAUACUCAUCAUGGACUACGUCAUAGUUUUCCGAGUUCACCAUUCACACAAAUUAUUCCGGUUGAUGUGCCAAAAGGGAAAUGCAAGUUUUUCUACAGCAUUAUUUUUUUAUUUUGCUCAUUGAUAGUGUUUUGUCCUACGUGUGUGCUUUUGAGUGUUCUAUUGCCAAUAAUAUAUUUCAUAAAAAAGUUGUGUUCAUGUUGUUGUUGCUAUGGAAACAAAUGUCAAGCAGGUGAACUGUUGACUAAAAAGGAAAUGCUAGCAUUACGCCAAUGUCAAGGUAAAACUGACAUCUACCAAGCUUUACUCAUUGUCGAAGCUGGUUUGGAUAUACAUCGAAUUCAAGAUCUUAUCAAUGCAAGAAUAGUUUGUGCUGAGGAUGAAGAAGGCAUAAAGUUAUAUCCAAAACUAACCAAAAAAAUAGUUCAAACAUGUUCUGGUCUUGCUUGGGUCCAAGAUACCAACUUUCUCAUGAAAAAUCAUGUUUUUCCUAUGCCUUCCUCGUUAGAAAAUUUAGAGGAUGUACAAGAAUACAUUUCAAAUAGAAGUUCUCGAACUUUGACCUCUGGUCACUCUCCAUGGGAAGUACAAGUUUUACAAGGAUUUGGUGAACACCGUGAUACUAUACUAUACCUCAGAAUUAGUUCUUGUAUAAUGGAUGGCAUGUCACUUAUGUAUGUAUUACAGAAAUCAUUAUCCGAUUCUGGUUACUUGACUGCUCCCAAACUUAAAUUUUCCCGCCAAAAUAUAUUUCUCAAUAGUUUGAAGUCACUAUUUGUAGGACCUUUAGUUUUUAUGCAAAAAUAUUUAUUUAUGAAGAGAGAUUUUAAUAUGUUUCAUGGGGAUCAUGUUCAUAUAUCAGGGAAACAAGUGAUGACGUGGUCUGAACCCUAUGACCUUGAACAGGCCACUCGUAUCAAACAAAUUACCAGAAGUACAAUGAAUGAUAUUCUGUUGUCUGUUACAGCAGGUUGCUUACGGACGUAUUUUAAUCAAAAUGGUGUUUUAAAUCCUUAUGAUAUCAAAAGUAUGAUAGCCGUUCAUUACAAUUCUGGUUGUUCAUAUUACACAACUGAGAAUAACAAUUAUAUACACAUGAGUGUACCUAUACCAACAAAUACCGAGGGAGCUAUUCCUCGUUUAUGGAAAGUUAAACAUAUAAUGGAUAAAUUAAGUUCUAGUGCAUUAUUUUCAGUGACUCGAGGAGCAGUUUGGGUCACGUCAUGUCUUUUUUCCGUUAGUAUAUUUCAGAAAUUUUGGAAUCAUAUUCAUGGUAAAUUUACUUGUGUCAUUUCAAAUAUUCCUGGACCAGAAGGAACUCUGACGUUUGCAUCAAAGCAAAUUAAGUCUGUGAUUUAUUGGGUUCCACAGUUACAUAAUAUGGCUGUCGGGAUUUCAUUCCUUAGUUAUGGACAGUCCAUUCGGAUGGCUGUUGUUGCAGAAAGAUCGGUGCUUCCAAAUCCUGAGGUGCUCACGAGGGACUUCAUUGUGCAGAUGGAUAAAUUAUCAGAAUUACUUGCUCAUAGAAGAAUACCAGGAGAAUAUCUGACAAAGAAAAUAGAGACUUUACAACAGCUUGAUGAUGAAAUACAUUCAGAGCCUUCAGUCCAUCAGCUACAGAUGAAGAUGGCAGUUAUACAACAAGAAAUUCAAGAUCUGAAGGGACAGCUGGAUACUGAUAGUCGUCAGAGGCAUUUCUCUAAAGACCAGAAAAUAGUCAAGAAAAUAGAGAACUUAAAAGAGCAUUUUAGGGAACUUUUGGUUGAAUGUAGACAGAGGAAGGCUGCUGAGAGUGAAAAUGCAAUGAUUCUUACUGAAGAUGAUAAUGAUAUUGAUGAUGACAGAGAAGAUGGAGAAGUUAAGAGACCAUUCCGUAGGAGAACAUUAUCUAUCAGUUCUCGUGUUUCACGUCUGUCUACUGCCUCAGUUUCAUCAACAGCACGGCCACUAGCAGCUACAACACCUACCACACCAAUAGAUUUCCCAGAUGACAUUUCUCAGGAUUCUUUUAGAACUGACGGUACAUCCCACAUCAAUCGUCCUAUAUACAGAAGACAGCAGUCAUCAGACAUGAGAGAUCAAAUGCAAAUACUAGAAUAUGCAUCGUCGCCACUUGCAGAAAGAAGAUUUAGAACAUUUUAGGCAAAUUAGAUUUAUAUGCAUCCUGCCCAUUUAUUGAGUGUAGAUUCAAACAAUUAUAGGCAAAGUCUGUCUGCAAGUAUCCCAAUAGGUUCUUGAAAGGAUGUUCAGAAUAUUUUAGGCUAAAUAAUAUCAUUGUCAUUUUGUUGUAUUCAGCUAUUUUUUUAGGAACCUAUUGAAUAUUUUUUGCUACAAUUAUAAUAUGUGCAUCCUGUUAUCAUCCAUCCAUGUUUACAAAAAAAUUUGUCAAAACAAGAAUAAAUUUUCAGGCCAUUUUAGGCUAAAUCGUAAUAUAUGCAUUCUGUUAGAAUCCUACUGUUUUCAUAAAAAAAAAAAUUCAAACAUUUUGGCUAAAUCAAAAUAUAUGCCUUCUACUGGUUUUAUGGAUGAAUUUUCAGGCCACUUAAUGAAAGAAAAUUCAGAACAUUAUAUGCAAUAUAUUCACUACAUGAAGAUGCUUUUGGAUCAAUUAAGUUUAAAUAUGUGAUGGACAGAAAUACAGUAAGAUGACAGAAAACAAUCAUUUUUAGAUUUUAUUUUUUUUUUCGGGGGGGUGGGGGGGGUAUGCUUACAUUUUCUCCAAUAGAAUAAAAUGCAGUUUUAGCAAAAAUUAAAGUUGAAAAGAAAAAAUUCUUUGAAAUUUACAAAAUAUUAUUACUUGCGGGCAAAACUAGUAUGUCAAAAAUUUUACCUAUUGUAUAAUGAAUUUUUGAAGAUACAUGUUUAAACAUUUGGUUUAUAAAUUAUACAUAUUCAGAAGAUUUCUUUUGUGGUUCAGUAUACAUUUCAAUAUUCAAUUUGUAUCUUAAUUGAAAUGGAAAUUGAAUAUUUUUGUUCUUUGAAAAUCAAAAGAGAAAAUGUUCUAGAAACAAAUCUUUAUAAUUAAACAGAAAAUUGAUGAUGGUAUUAAGAUUUAAUUGUAAUGCAGAUUUCCAUUAAAUUUCAGGAUUAAAUUCAACUCUUUCAUGAAAUUUAAUGCAUCAACAAAUCUGAUUCUUUUUCCUUGCAAGAUUAAAAUCUAGUAAAGAUAAUUGUUUUUCUGUUUUUGAUGACUGGUGGAUUUGUAUUUCAUUCUAACCUACAAACAUUAAAUAAAACAUGUAUUGUACUUUUUGAUUUAUAUAGAAGAUAUUUUUUUUAGAAAGAAUAAGAAAUUAAAAACAAUAUUCAAAAUUACAUAAAAGGAAACUCAUCCAAAAUGCUUUCAAUUAAAAAAAAAAUUAUCUAGUGACAUCAACAAGCAAUAAAUAACAUUGGUGUUACAGUAGCUUAGACUGAUAUCUAUAGGUUGAACUUCUUUAAACUAGACAAUAUAAUUUCCCAUAGGAACUCUUAUAUGUCUAAAACUGUGCCACUUUUAUUAUGAGUUUACAAAAAAAAUCAUAUCCUAAAAUGAAAUGUUCAUAUGCACUUCAUGUAUUUUCAAAGGUCGAAACAUAAGACUUUGACAUAUUUUAAACAUCUUUAUGUAAGGAACUUCUAAGAUAUUAAACUUGUACUAAAAUUCUGUUCUACCCCUCCCUCAAUUUCUAUUUGGCAGCUAUUCAUGUGCAUAACCUGGUAAAACUACUAAGUUGUGUCUUUAUAAGAUGAAACAUAAAGAUCAUAUCUCAGAACUAGUUGGUUAAUAAAACAAAAUAUCUGAAUAUUAUAUAUCUCCGCAAAAGAGGCAUGGUUUGUGAAAGAGCUGUAUUUACACAGUGUAACCUAGAACUUAGAAGUUCCCUCAUCUCUUCAUGAAAUGCAUUUUUUUCCCUCCUGUUCCCUUACUCAAUUGAUAUAUAUACUACCAUUGAUUAAAAUUGAAUAUUUGAACGUUAAUCAACCACCAAUCAAUCAGUCAAAUUGAAUUUUGGACAACUUAUGAAGAUUAGAUGUUAAAUUCUUAUUGAUGUGUAUGACUUUACUAAAUGAUACGGUAUGGGCUUUGCUCAUUGUUGAAGGCCGUACGGUGACCUAUAGUUGUUAAUGUUUGUGUCAUUUUGGUCUUUUGUGGAUAGUUGUCUCAUUGGCAAUCAUACCACAUCUUCUUUUUUAUAAAUGAUGUUGCAAAAACAUUAAAGUUUUAAUUAUUCGAUGUUUGUAUAAUAUAUUAUAUACAUGUACAAACAGAAUGAACUAGAUUGUAAUUAGCUGUAAAUCAUAUGUUGAAACAGUAUGUUAUUUUAUAUUCAUUAUGUCAGAUUAUUGGGUCAAGUGCAAUAGAUUAUACAUUCAGGGCCAAAUGUUUGUAUUUAUAUUCAUCUUGUUGCUGUCAAAACAUUGUUAGGAAAGGGAGACAACUGCAGAAGCUUUUAAUAUUUUAAAAUUGAUUUGUCUCCCUUUAUUAAUAUAAGUCUCACCACUGAAACUAUGAAUGUAUGUCAUUUGUAUUUUCUAAAUUUGAAUUUUGAAUGACCUAAUUUUUUUUCUUGUAGUUUUUAAAAUGUUUGUAAUAAUUGUGAAAUCACAAGCAAGGAUGUGGUGCCAAGUCAGGGAAAGGGUGUGUUGUGUCAAUUCAGUUAACUCGUCAGUUGAUGUCUGUCUGAAGGAAAUGUAGUGUGCCGUGGAAUUAAGAUCUUUGAGAAUCUCGGUAAACUUUUUCACAAUUAUUUUUUUCUUUUCAUGGGGACUUGCAGCUUGCAGUGUUUCAAAGACACUGGUCUAUGUUAUUUCCUAUAUAUGUCUUUUCAUUUUGUGUGACAAUGACAAAUACUCCAUAUCUCUUGAUAUUAGACUUAUUCAUACAAAUAAAAGUUGAUUAGAAACUUCUGUGAGUUUGAUAUUAGAAAAUGGUAUGACUGCUGGUGGACGUUUUGUCCCUGAGGGUAUCACCAUAGUAGUCAGCAUUUCGGUGUUGACAUGAAUAUCAAUUAUGUGAUCAUUUUUAUAAACUUCCUGUUCACAAAACUUUGACUUUUUUUUUAAACUCAGGAUUUUCUCAUUCCAGGAGUAAAUUACCUUAGCCAUAAUUGGCACAACUUUUAGGAAUUUUGGGUCCUCAAUGCCCUUUAACUUCGUACUUGUUUGGCUGUUAACUGUUUUGAUUUGAGCGUCAGUGAUGAGUCUUGUUAAGUAGACGAAACACAGGUCUGUCGUAUUAAAUUAUAAUCCUUGUACCUUUGAUAACUAAUUAUAUAAAUCAAAUAAGAUUUUUUUCAUCCUCUUUAGUAUGCAUUGAACUAAAUAAUUUAAGUGAAAAAUAAAUGACAUUUGAAAGGGAUUAGCAUGUGUGUUCAUAAUGAUAAAUAGAUAUGUUUGUAGAUUGCAGAAGGCAAUCUGGCAUGGGAUACAUGUAUUGUUCAAUACUGAAAUAACUUUGUACAUUAUUACAAAGCUUCCCAACAGUUCACAAGUACAGACCUUUAAUAUUAAAAUGUUAAUGUCAGAUUUUCAUUUAAUAUUUAGUGUCCUUUAUUUGUUUUAUUCUACUGUCAUUUGUUUUAAAAGCAUAUGUAUCAUAACAAGGCACAAUAUCCGGUUACUCAUGUUACUUGCUCAAGGCUAAAAUAUGAAUAGUGCAAAUCUGUGUUUAUUGAGAAUGCAAAAUCUGAUGUUUUUGUCACAAAUAUGUGAUAAAUAUAUAAAUAUAUAGAUAUAGGGAGCUUGAACUAAAAUAAUUUAUGAUUCUAAUGGCUAAGUAUAAAUAGAUCUCAUGUUAGAUUUUUCAAAUGAAAUAAACCAUAUUUAAAGAUUUUUUUUAGCCAGAAAUCUUUUUUUUUAUGUUUUUGUUAAACAAGUGUUCAUAUUCAAUAACAAGAUAUUUUCUUCUGCCGUUUAUAUCCAUUUUACUAGAGUUUUAUAGUGUACAAUUUUUUUUGUAUUGCUUAAAAUGUGCAAUCUGGACUAUUUUGGAUAUUUUUGUCAUAAUAAGUCAUUAAUAAUCAUUUCAGGUAUCCUUUUUUUCUGGUAUUUAAAAAACUGUAAAUUCAGAAGUAAUUGUGUGCAUAUAUUGUUGUGAAUUUGUCAUUUUGGACAAGAAUGCGAUUUUAAUUUUUUGUGAUAUUGAGAAAAAUCCUGUUUAAUUCAUAUAAAAAAUAAAAAUGUGAGUUUAAAUUGUUGCAAAUCUUAGCAAUAAGUUCUGAAUUUACAGUAAUGUUUUUCUUCAGAAAUGAAUGUCCUUCAGGAAUGAGCAACAAGUGAAAGGAGUAUGUUCGAUUAGGUACUAAAAUGGCCUCCUUUUUUAGCGUAAGUUUCAAAUUCGGAUUUAUAGCCCAAUAUCACGAUAAAUUGUAGCUAAUACAUUGUCUAGCUAGGAUAUAAACCAUUUUGUUAAUAAUUUUACGUUUCUGCGUUUCAUUAUGACGUCACAAGUUGAACUCAUAUUGAUUUUUCACAAAAAAAUCCAUGAAAAUGGGUAAAUUUCCCUAGAAUAUUGGACAGGAAACAUAGAGCGCAUAUGUCGACAACAAAGAUAGUUUAAAAUAAUGUUUGUGAAGACAUUUCACAUGUCUUAUUUGAAUCUUAUGCUUGUCGACGCCUGCGCUUUAUGUUUCCUGGUCCUUUAUUUAGUUGAAAUCUAGCUGAUUUUGUCAGAUUUCACCAAAAUCCCUAAUCUUGACCUUUUUUGGAUGUAAUAAUCCACGUGUUAGAAUUAAACUUUGACAAAAACAGUUCUGUUUAACUUUCUAGCAUGCCUUUAAGGCAACUUAAGACAUUUAUUGUCUUGUAACUAUGAACUUUAAAAUUGGGGCCAAAUAUAGCCCUUACCGAACUUACUCCUUUGUUUGCAUUUGAUAAAUGCUGCAUGUAUAUGUUUAAUGUUGAAAAAAGGAGAUAUUCUGGUACAGACAUAAUUGAUA